Messenger RNA from Thunnus maccoyii (southern bluefin tuna), 12786 nucleotides. RefSeq names its product striated muscle preferentially expressed protein kinase-like. Gene Ontology annotation, molecular function: protein kinase activity; ATP binding; protein binding. NCBI's taxonomy places the organism in Eukaryota, Metazoa, Chordata, Actinopteri, Scombriformes, Scombridae. Bases 1170 to 11435 code for a protein of 3421 amino acids. The record is from RefSeq and is a predicted model, not a curated record. The transcript is spliced from 45 exons. Gene Ontology annotation, biological process: protein phosphorylation.
UUUCCCCUUAUAGGCCUCCUCCACUGAAGAUAUUUUGACAUGUCACAGUAGGAAAAACAAACACAUAGCGUUAAAUAAUAAAAUGUAUCUGCUUCUGUUUCAGGGUUCUGGUAUUGUUUAUGCUGGCACAAUACUGUCACAUUGUCUUGGCUUUCAGAACACUUGAACACAACAGAGCCAUUGUUAGCUUUAUUAGCAACACCUGUGCUUUUCCUGCUGUUGACAAUUCAAAAUUUCUGUUGUGAAAAAGCCCUAUUUCCCAAAAUUCCUUUUACUUAGUUGCUCUAAAGAUCAUUAGACAACCUGGCUGAGAGUGACUGGAGUUGGAACAAAAGCAAGAAAACAAACAUGUCUCCAGAUGAGUCUGAUGCUUGAAACUUCAUCACUGAAGGCUGCAAAUGUGCAGUAAAGCCAAAAAAGCAGCAAUUAACAUCUUCUCAUCUCCUGCAGGUCAUACAUGGCGGCCCAAGAAAUGUGACCUAUCCGCGGUGGUGCAGCUGUCGUUCCAAACCUGAGGGAGCUGGGGGUGAAGCAGUGAGACGGGGGGGAGACGGGAGAGAGAGAGGAGACAGAUAACAUGAGCUGAUUUAAGUACUUAUAAGCCUAAAAAGGUUAAAAGUAUAUAUUUUCUUAGUACUCAUUAAAAACGCACCAGACCAGAAGGCCUGAGUGGUUUGACAUUUAGAGAAAAGGAUCUCUGUCUCUGUCUCAACACUCUUCAUCGGGGUUAAAGCUGUUGAAAGGGACCAUGGCAGUGGCUGCUAAUGCUCCAUGAUCUAGGGUGGACUUACACCUAGAGCCGGUGCUCACUAAAGGACACAGAGAGACACGGGCUUUAGCAAAUGAUUUGAGAUGAAAUAUUUUGUUCCAUGGAUCUUGUUACCUUAACUUGGACUUUGCGGGGAAGUCCAAAGGGAUUCCUUUCAGCUUUAAUGGCAAAAGUGAGGUGACAUGAUAAACAACAAGUCUACAGUACAAGAAAACCAAGUACAUUCCCAGGUGCAACAGCCCAGGUCGAGCAUCCUCUGCACUCCCCAUGAGCCCAGAGAUAUCUGAGCCAAUGGAGUAUUUCAGAAGACGCCUCCAAUAAAUGCAGCUCAUGUUGAAACCACAAUCACUUACAAGAUAAAAAAUUUACAGUUCGUAAAGAAGUAGGUAAAGAAAUCAAUAUGGAAGAACGCCCAGUACCCAGCCCCAGUCUUGACAUCCCUUCCAAGAGGGCCAAAGUCACCAAGGACCAGGUUGUUCCAGACAGCAAGACUUUAACUCAGGAACCCACGCCGCCAGUUUUCAACCGUAAACUCCGCAAAGCAGCGGUAGGAACGGGCUGUGAUAUCCGUCUGAGGGUGUCAGUGGCAGGAUUUCCAAAACCUUCUCUGACAUGGUACCACAAUGACAAGCUCCUUCCUCCAUCUGAAGCCCAGGACUCCGGGGGGCUGUGGAUACGCGACUGCCACACCAGUGAUGCUGGCUUGUAUACCUGCAUGGCUACCAAUGAGUUAGGAGAGGCGAGCUGCAGUGCUGUCUUGGCCAUCAUGGACCUUGGAGAAGACUCUGAGACCACAGAGGAUGAGACCACAGAACCUCAGAUGGAAACCAAAGAGGGGCCCGGGAGGCACCAAGACAAGGCUGGCCGGAGAGGACCUUCAGGUGAGGGAGGCAGGAUGAUGGACUAUAACCCAGAUGCUUCAGAUCGCAGGGCCACUCUCCCAGGCGCCUAUGAUCCUGUCGUGGAGCGAGAACUCCGGGCUCUGGGCUCACGCCCACCGGGGCCCCACUUGGACCCAACAAACCCAACCAGGACUCAAACUGCUGACGAAUCACAGGGGCGCUCCUCCCGUAUCCCCCUGUCUUCUCCUCAGCCACCUCCCAGUACACACAAAAACAACAUCAGUACCCAAAACCAAGACCUGGAUAAAAAACCCUCAGAUGCCCAUCCCCAAUCCUCUACGACAGAGCAGGCAUCUAAUGUUAACAAUGUUGUCAUGACACCCAAACUGGCUCGUGCAGGGCCCAAGAUCUUUGACAAGGUCCGGGCUUUUGAGGAGCGAAGGUCAAGUGUGGAUCUGCCAGGAGGAUCUGUUUCAGGAUUUGGACAGGCAGCUUCUUGCGACUCAGAUGACAGUGGGAAGAAGACAGGAGGCCCGAGCAAAGAAGAGGGUCGCAGCCUGCGGGAUGCCGCCCAGAAGCGAACAGCGUUCAAGCAACGGGCCUCCUCUUGGGAGGACAAGACAAGCUACUCCCAAAGGGUCCAGAGCUACCAGAGCAAGUUCACCGAAGAGCUCCAGAGGAUCAAGAAACUUGUGGGGAAACCGAGCUUGAAGAAGGCGUAUUCCACUGAGCAGCUGCCACAGAAAGAGAGGCUGACCACAAGGAAACUGGAGCCCAUCCCUCCUCAAGUGCUUAAAAAGUUGGAAGCAAGAGAGCAAGCCCUGGAGGGAAGAAAAAUUGGGGGGAGGGAGGGCGAGAGCAGAUUGCAGGUUUUUCCACAAGCCCAAGGCAAUGAUCUGGGGAAUCAAAGCAACAACCUUGAAAGGGAUAAGAUGACACAGGCAGAUUCACAGGGGAAACCAGUGGAUAGCUCAUCACGAGGAAGCACAGGGAAAAUCUCUGUUACCAUGGAGACGGCACCAGUUCACCAGUUACCAGGGCAACCAUUGCCAACAGCCAGAAAGACAAGAUUCACCAGGGAAACCCUGCAAAGCUCUCCGACAGCUGACAAAGACGCUCUUGUUGCCACGUCACAACAACCCUCAUCCCCUCCCGGAGACCAGGGGACAGAUGCAAAGAGGGACACCAAGAUGGACAACAAAGCCGACCACAGAUCACCCAGCCCGAUAGCGAAGAGAGUAUCCCCAGUAACAGCGAGGGAACCAGGGUCCCAGUAUCCGCCCAAGCCCCCUCGGCUCGCCCCGUCACCCACCCCUUCCAUCAGCCCUCUCCUAAAAAGGAGGAAGGCGGAGGUGGGGCGAACGUCUCCCGCCUUGAAAGUGACCGUUCCCACUACCCUGGUGGAGGAUGAACCCAUGGAGACAGAAUGUGUUGCAGACAGGAGUAAUGAGAUAAACCAGAGCAAGAGGAAGGAGGGGAGGGGUCGCAAAAGCAAGAAAGGCCGCUCCACUCAACCCAGGUCACCAGACGAAGGAGGCUCAUCUGAUGACUCCUACAUGUCUGCUGAUGAGGAACCAGCUGAGGGCCCGAGGUUUGAGAGGCUUCUUGAGGACACCGUGACACCUAGUGGCUCCGAGGUCACGCUGAAAUGCAUCAUCACUGGCAGCCCACCACCGACAGUGACAUGGAAGAAGAAUAACGUGGAGAUACGCAGCGAUGCCUUCCAUGUGGUUAAGUCUGAGGGCGAGAAGUACAGUCUGGUGAUAAAGCAGAUGAGGCCGAACGACGCGGGGUCGUACUGCAUCACAGCUGUCAACGCCGCGGGUAGAGCAUCCUGCAGCGCCAUGAUCUCCAUCCAAUCAGAGACGACCCCCAUUCAAUGUGGGAAACCAGUUGGGUCCCUGGAAGCCAGUGGUUCCAUCCAGUCAGAUGAGGAGUACCUGAGCCCUCAAGAGGAGGCGAUGGAGCUCGGGGACUCGCCUGCUCCGAGUAAAAGUGUCCACUUCAAAGAGCCUCCGGCGUUUCAGGUGGCACCAUGUGACCAGGGGGUAACUGAGGGCCAAGAUGUCGUCAUUUCGAUGAAAGUCAGAGGGCAGCCCAAACCUAUGGUUUACUGGUUGAAGGACAGAGUCACAGUAAAGACGGCGGGGCGCUUCGCUAUGCGAGAGACAGAUGAUGGCACCAGUGAAAUGAGAAUCAGCUCAGCUCAGAGGUCGGAUGCAGGCCUGUACGUCUGCAAGAUCAUCAACGAGUACGGAACCAAGCAGGCGGAGUGCAGAGUGGAAGUCAAAGCUGCGGCACAAACAGCGCUGACGAUCACCAGGGAAGUGAAAGGUGUGGCGGUGAGGGCCGGAGAGUCGGCCAUGUUCGAGUGUCACAUUACAGGACCCCCAGAUGUCGAUGUGGACUGGCUAUCCAACGGGAAGCUGAUCCAGCCGGCGCUGCUCAACUGCAAGAUGCAUUUCGAUGGCAAGAGGUGCCGUCUCCUGCUGAAUUCAAUACAUGAGGAUGAUAGUGGGACAUACACUUGCAAGCUGAGCACGGCGAAAGAGGAGUUGACCUCAAGUGCGAGCCUGAAGGUCACUCCAUCCAAGGAGCCUCUGUUCACCCGCAAACUGGACAUCCUGGAGGUCAUCGAAGGUCGCACUGCCCGGUUUGACUGCAAGGUGAGCGGAUCACCUGCUCCUAAAGUCACCUGGAUGCAUUUUGAGACGCAAGUGGAGGAGAGUGAUAAUGUUCGCAUCCUCAAAGAGGGGGGUCGUCACUCACUUGUCAUCGGCCAUGUUAGCAGCGACACAGAGGGCUUCUACACAGCAGUCGCUCAAAACGUUUAUGGAAAGUCUGAAUGCACCGCUGAGCUCUACAUGCAAGAACCCCGAGCUGCCAUCUCUUCGCACAUGGCCAAGUUGGAGAAGAUGCCAUCCAUCCCCGAAGAGCCUGAACUGCUUGAGAGUGAAGUGGAAAAGAGGACGAUGCCGGAUUUUGUCAAACCUCUGGCUGAUGUAGAAGUGAUUGAAGGCAAAGAGGUGGUGCUGAAAUGCAAGGUGGCGGGCCUGCCCUACCCAACCAUCGCCUGGUACCACAACGGCAAGCCUAUUGAGAGCAGCGAAGAACGCAAAAUGACCCAGCACAGGGAUGUCCACAAUCUGGUCAUUCGGAGCGCUUGUCACGCUCAUGGGGGCGUCUACAAGGCCGUCAUCUCUAACAAAGUGGGCAAAGCAGCCUGCUAUGCACAUCUAUAUGUCACAGAUAUCGUUCCUGAUCCCCCUGAUGGCCCCCCAGUGAUAGAGACCAUUACAGGGAAAACUAUAAGCCUCAGCUGGAAGAGACCCAAGAAGUUUGACUCUUCAUUUGACACAGGCUCCUUGCUGUAUGUGGUUCAGCAGCAGCCUCUCGGCUCUAUCCAGUGGUCUGUCGUGGCGUCAAACCUGAAGGAAGCCAACUACACUGUCACCUCCCUGUCCAAGGGAGUCCGCUACGCUUUCAGAGUCCUGACGUCCACUGGCAAGACAUUAAGCAAACCAUCACCUUCCACUGACCUGGUCCAGCUCCUGGACAGAGGACCCUAUCUGAGGAAAGCACCGAUCAUCAUGGACAAACCUGACAUUAUCUAUGUGGUUGAGAACCAAUCUGCAACCAUCACCAUCACACUAAACCAUGUGCAUGCAGUUGUCACCUGGAAAAGGAGGGGGGUGGCGUUGGUCAACAAACCAGGUAUGUAUGACAUGAGCAUGCCAGAUGAUGAUCAACACACCCUGAAGCUUCAGCGGGUCAAGAGCACGGACGUUGGCCAGUUGGUGGUGACAGCUAGCAACCAGUUUGGCAGCGACCUCUGCACACUUCAGCUUGCCAUGGCAGUGCCUCCUAAGUUCGAAACCAUCAUGGAGGAUGUGGAUGUGCAUGUUGGGGAAACGUCCCGUCUGGCUGUUGUGGUUGAAGGGAAACCAGACCCAGACAUUCUGUGGUAUAAGAAUGACGUGCUUCUCUCUGAGAGCAGCUACUUCACAUUUGUGUACGAUGACCCAGAAUAUUCGCUUGUGGUCCUCAACGCCCGGCCCGAGCACUCUGGUGUUUACACCUGCACUGCAAAGAACCUGGCCGGCUCCAAUUCCUGCAAGGCUGAGCUCACAGUUCACACAGAGCGAAAAGAAGAGGCAGAGCCAAUGGAAGAUGAGGGAACCAUUCUGAGGAAAAUGAGGCGUUUGACGGAUUACUAUGAUAUCCAUAAAGAGAUAGGACGGGGGGCCUACUCCUACGUGAAGAGGGUGACUCAGAAGAAGGGCAAGACCGAGUUCGCAGCCAAGUUCAUUUCAGCACGAGGAAAAAGGAAAGCGCUGGCCCUAAGAGAGAUGGACCUGCUGUCUGAGCUGGACAACGAGAGGAUUCUCUAUUUCCAUGAUGCCUUUGAGAAGAAGAAUGUGGUGGUGCUCAUAACAGAGUUAUGUCAUGAGGAGCUGCUGGAGAGAAUGGCCAAAAAAACAACAGCCAUGGAAGUGGAGAUCCGCUCUAGUGUUCAGCAGGUUUUGGAGGGUCUGCGUUACCUUCACCAGAAAAACAUUGCACACCUCGAUAUAAAGCCAGAAAAUAUUUUAAUGUCAGGUCCUGGCAGUGACCAGAUCCGUAUUUGUGACUUUGGCAAUGCCAUCAAAUUGGAGUCGUCCGAGGAGCACUACUGCAAAUAUGGCACUCCAGAAUAUGUUGCACCAGAGAUUGUUAACCAAACUCCUGUCUCCACGGCAACAGACAUAUGGCCUGUUGGUGUCAUCACUUAUCUCUGCCUGACAGGUGUGUCUCCCUUUGCUGGUGAAAAUGACAGAGCCUCUGCAUUAAAUAUUCGGAACUACAAUGUGGCGUUUGAGGAGAGCAUGUUUUCUGACUUCUGCAAAGAAGCAAAGGGAUUUGUCAUCAAGCUUUUGGUGGUGGACAGACUGAGGCCCAGUGCCAUUGAGUGCCUUCGUCAUCCUUGGUUCAAGUCAACAACAAAUAAGAGCAUCAACACAGCAAUGCUAAAGCAAGUUUUGUCUAGAAGGCGAUGGCAGCGUUCCCUUAUCAGCUACAAAUCCAAGAUGGUGAUGCGGUCCAUCCCAGAACUCCUGAAUGACUCAUCCAGCCACGUCUCUGUUGCUGUGGCCCGGCAUUUGAAAGAAGGCUCCCCACCUCCUUCCUCUUCCUCUGACUCCGAUGCAGAUGUGGAUGAGCUGCCCUUCAUUCCUAUGCCACUGUCCAUGGUUUUUUCUGGUUCCAGGGUCUCUCUUAAUGAGAUCCCAGGGGACGAGGAGGUCACUGUAUGGGCCAAUGUUGCUGCUGAUGGGACAAGUAGAAAGGACAACAUGGAGGUUGCAGGUACAAGAGGAGGGGUUAGUGAAAGACUAAAGAAUGAAGAGGAAACCGUGAAUGAGGAGAAAAUGGGAAACACAAAACGAGCUCCCCUUAAAAAAGGAUCAAGUGUAGAGUCAGACGAGUCACAGACAAAGGCAAGGAGGGCUACCAUGAGGAGAGGCAGCUCUGCUGAUUCAGCACUGAUUCUCCACAUUGACCCAGAAGAGGGAAAUGUCAAUGAGGAUUCAGAAGCAAGUAACAAGAGCCUGAAAAAAGCUGUUUCUAUGGAACUACCCAAUCGAAGCCCAAGCCCUGGGGUGUCAAAGUUAAGCCAAGAGGAUUAUGCUCUAAAACUGGAGCUGAUGAGACAGCGGCUGCUCAGGGGAGGGAACGUGGACAAGAAGAUGAGCGGCCUGCGAGGGCCCUUGUUUGAAACACUCGGCAUGGAAGAUGAGAGGCGUACAGGGUCUCUUGAUCGAAAUUUGAGGAGAUCCAGAGCGGGGCAAUCAACACUCACAAGAGCAGCGUCUUCUGAGAGUCCUGGAGAGGACACGCCAAAGACCAAAGUUUUUCGGAAAAGCGCCUCCUUCACUCAGGAGGAUUCUGAGCCCAUGCCCCUGCACCGCAGGUUUGGAGCCCCCUUAGAGAUCCCAUCAGUGAGCAAUGGUAGCAUAGAAGGGAGGAAGCUUCAGGAGGCAACCUCAAUGUCCGCACUAGCAGAACAAACAUCACUGGAGUCUACAUCUGCCUCACCCACAGAGCGUAUUUCCUUUAUACUCCCAACACCAGGAAGAGUGGACCAACAGCAAAAGCAGAACAAUGUGAAAGAACAUGAGGAUAUGCAAAGCAUGAAUGAGAAGAACAUAGAUGGAACAGAGAAAAGGACCAACAGGAAAGUAGAAUCUGAGUCUAGAUCACCCUCUGUAAUUACUCCUAUAAUUGUAAUAGAGGAGGAUGAUGAUGAAGAAGAAGUGAGGAAAGAAAAUCAGGAGUUACGUAUUAGUGAGGAGGAAGUGAGGGGAGACAGGAAAACAUCUCAAAAUAGUAAACCAUCGUCUGCAUAUGGAAGUGCAAUGCAAGGUGUUGCAGUGCCAUCUGGGAGGUCUGACCAAUCCAAAGAUCCUGCCGCUACAGCCAAGCCUAACCGAACGAAGCCCACAGAUAGCCCCUCGUUACCUGAACAUCCAGCAGUAUUUGCUAAAGUAGCCACUGCUGACCGAUCUCCUGGUUCUCCUUCCACAUCAUCAAACCCUGAUCUCCCUACCAUGCCUCGUCAGCCUGUGCUCAGAACAGACAUCAAAGACAUCGACUCAGAGGAGGUCUUUGAAGCCAGGUUUAAGAAGCGUGAGUCUUCUUUGACCCGUGGCCUCCGAAAACUGACCAGAAACAAAUCGGAGGAGAAAUCACCUGUACUGAGCCGGAAGAUGGUCGAGGGGGGAGAAGAAGUUUACAGGCCGGGGGCAAGGGGAGCACCUCUUGAAAUGGUAUCCAAAGGACUACAAGAGAAAUCCAAAUCUGUUCAAGACUUGAGGGGAGAAGCAGAAAAGGAGAGGGGCCUGGGAAUUAUUGGGAGAUUGUCCAUGCGGACCAAGAGAUCAACAUCAGUUGACAAAAAGGGGGAGAAACCAAAGGAGGAAAAGAAGCAGGAUGUGCAGAAAACUGCAGUAAGCAAGAGGGUUUCUUGGGCUAUAGGUCGCAGUAAGUCUCUGGAUACAAAGGAGCUGAGCAGUGCUGGGGCAGAGAGGCAGUUGGAUGAGAGAGAGCAAAAGAAAGACGAGGAAUCAUCUGUUUCUGCUAUGAGGCGCAAGUUUGAGUCCAAAGUGGCAGGAAUCACUGCCAAAAUUAGGACCCAGUCAGAAGAGAGGAAGGAUAAAGACGCUGAGGGAAGUCAGAAAGAGCUGGUGCAAAAGGAUUUGAAGAAGGUCACAGAUUCCCCCGUCUUGGCAAUGCGACAGAAAUUUGAAGACAAAGUGUCAGGAAUAUCCACAAAAAUCCGCAGUCAGUCUGAGGAGAGAAAAGGGGAAGCAGAGGAAAAGAGGACGCCACUGUUUACUCGCCAUCGUCAUUCUCACUCUGAAGGGCGUGGACUUAAAGGAAUGGGCAUCCCCGAGAAUCAGCUCGCGAAGCAGACAGGUGCUGGUGCAUCUAAGGAAUCAAUUGAAUCCACUUCUAGCAUGCAUUCCGAAAAAGCCUCAGAGAGCGACAGGCGAUCGCGAUGGGACAGGUGGGGUUUGACAAGGGGCAAGAAAGACAAAACUCCCUCCCAGCCCGACCUCCCGUCAUCCGUCCCCAAAGAGGAGGGUCUGUCAGACUCUCAGAAGUUUAUCCGCUCUGCUUCGGACUUUGCCCCCGUGUUCCACAUCAAACUGAAAGACCACAUCCUACUGGAGGGAGAUCCGGUCACUCUUAGCUGCCUCCCAGCUGGCAGUCCACAUCCAGAAAUGUCAUGGAUGAAAGAUCGAAAACCACUGGAGGUGGACGACAGAAUCAACCUGAUCUCCCAUCCAGAUGGCAGGCAGCUUCUUAGGAUUUUAAAGUCCAGCCGGAAGGAUGCUGGAGUUUAUGAAUGUGUAGCUACCAACCCCAUAGCUACCAUCACCACCUCCUGUAUUCUGUCUAUAGCUUGUGUUCCAAAAAGGCCAGGGACCCCUGAAGUCCCUCAGACUUAUAACAACACAGCCCUAGUGCUCUGGAAGCCAGCAGACACUAAGCCUCCAUGCAGCUACACCCUGGAAAGAAAGACAGAGGGAGAUUCUAACUGGAUGACAGUAGCAACUGGAGUGGUCGACUGCUACUACAAUGUCACUGACCUGCCACCAGGUGGCACCUUUAGGUUCCGCGUCUCCUGCGUCAACAAGGCAGGACAGGGGCCAUACAGCAACUGCUCUGCUCCAGUCAGAGUGGACCCAACAGCUGGAGGAACUUCACCCACCGUGGCUGUAGUAAAAACAGCCCCAACCCCUGAACCAGUGGUCACGUCCUCAAAGACCUUCCCUCAUCACAAACCAAUCCAGAACAACGCUCCCAGGAUACCUGUUUCCACCAUCACCACCACCACCUCUCCAAAAGUAACUUCACCUGUUACUUUCCCUCAUCCAGCUGCUUCACCAUCAUCCUCUGUGCCUUCCAGCCCUGCAGCAAACCCUUCAUCGCCAUUUGCAGGUGCAACAACCGAGGAGGCUCAAAAACCAAGCUCCAGUCUUCCCUCUUCACCCACAGUCAAAGCGGCACCACCCCCUGUCAUGCCAAAACCCCUGAGUCCAGUGAACGUGGUGUCACCUAUGACCCAGACUCCACUCAUAUCAACACCAACCGCUCUUGUAACCCCGCCUUCAACCCCCACCAAACCAGCAGUGGCAACGGUGCCCACUUAUGUCCCCACCAUCACUGCCACUGCUCGUGUGGCCCCGACUCCCAUCUCCUUUUCCCCUCAAGUGCUCCAGACAUCCAGCCUGAGUCCCAUCGGUGGGACCAGUACCCCUGCCAGGGGAACCCCAUCCGGACGCGCUACACCCUCCACUGCUCUACGCCAAGGGAUUCCACAGAAACCCUACACCUUCCUAGAUGAGAAAGCCAGGGGUCGUUUUGGAGUCAUCCGGGAGUGCAGAGAGAACGCGACAGGCAAAAUCUACAUUGCAAAGAUCGUUCCCUACAGCCAGGAGACCAAGCAGGAAGUCCUGAAGGAGUAUGAGAUCCUGAAAACUCUUCACAAUGAAAAGGUCAUGGCUCUGCACGAAGCCUACGUCACACCGCGCUACCUGGUGCUGGUGGCAGGGUACUGCACUGGCAAAGAGCUGCUGUACAGCCUCAUAGACAGGUUCCGUUACUCUGAGGACGACGUGGUGGGUUACUUGGUCCAGAUCCUUCAGGGAGUCGAGUACAUCCACAACCGCCGUGUCCUCCACCUGGACCUCAAGCCCGAAAACAUCAUGGUGACCAACCUCAAUGCCAUCAAGAUCGUGGACUUUGGGAGCGCUCAGAGCUUCAACCCUCUCAGCCUCAAACACCAGGACAUAGGAGCAGGAACACUGGAGUAUAUGGCUCCUGAGAUGGUGAAAGGUGAAGUAGUGGGUCCUCCUGCAGAUAUUUGGACUAUUGGAGUUGUCGCCUACAUCAUGCUUAGUGGUCAGCUGCCCUUUGAAGAUAAAGACCCUCAACGUGUCGAGUCCAAGAUCCUGAUGGCAAAGUUUGACCCGACAAAACUGUACCCAAAUGUGUCCCAAAGUGCCUCCUCCUUUGUAAAGAAGAUGCUGAGCAGUUACCCUUGGGCCCGUCCGAAUACACGAGACUGCUUCAUGCAAGCCUGGCUGCAGGACUCCUACCUGAUGAAGCUGAGGAGGCAGACUCUCACCUUCACCACCAGCCGACUCAAAGAGUUCCUGGUGGAACAACAGUGCCGUCGCGCCGACGACGCCACCAAGCACAAGGUGAUGCUGCGCACCUACCAGAGCUCACCCCAGUCCCCGACGUCUGGGACUGCACGGCAUGUUCCCAGCCCAAAGUGAAAUAAACGGGGACAGUGUUUGUCUCAGUUUGACAUGCAGCACCAGACACAGGUUUGAAGAGUUGGAUCUGCCCAAAAUGAUGCAAAAAUACUUUUUUAUUUUGCAUCGUAAAGCUGUAACUCCUCUGUGAGACUCUCCUGUGUCUGAAAAUGUCAGCCUGCCAAGUUAGGCGCAAGGACGGCGGGCAGCUGGAUAGCUGAAAUAUCCAAAGAAAAGACAGGAGUCCAUGUGAUAUUUUUGGAGAUUUCAACAUUCAAUACUAAUGGGAUUCUGAGAUGAAACAAAAACAUGAAGAAAGAGAAGCAGACCGCAGUGACAUGUUGAAGGAGUUCAGAACUGCUCGUUUAUCCGCUGAGAGGACACAGGAUGUUCUAUGGUUUUCUUUGAGUGCACAAUUUCUCAGUUACAUUCAGUCACAUUGUGAAUUCUGAAGUUGCACAUUAAUAUUUGGUUUAGAUAAGCAACUCUGCACGAUCAGCCUGGAACAUGUAUAUCAUUAGCAUUUCUACAGCACAGCCUUGUUUAUGUCACUAAAUUUAGCAGUAAACAACUCAUGUGAAUGUACCAUAAUUUAAGCUGCUAAUUUAUUUUUGCAUUUACUUACACAUUUUAAAACUCAAAACCAAAAAUAUCUUCUUUUUUUUUUUUUUUUCUUGAAAUUGUUUACUUUUUCUUGUUAAUUUAUUUGCAUGUGUGUGUGCGGGCGAGCGUUUUUGAUUCACUUUUCGAAUUAGUAUUGAGGCAAAAAAAAAAAAAAAAAGAGUGUCGUUGUGAUUGGUGUUUAAAUUCACACAGUACAACUGAACUAUUUUAGGGUGAGCUAGGAAUUUGUGAACUUAUUGUUCUGUGGUUACAUCUGAAAUUUACUGUAAUACAACUAUGAAAAGCAGUCAGUAAUGUAGAUAACAUUUUACUUGGAAAAGUCAUACACACUGGUAAAUUACAGUACUGUGGUUUUUCAGUAUUACCCAUUGGUCAAAUCACGGUUACCCAGUUAGUGCCUAAAUCGGAUUAAUAUCCAAAAUAUUUAUCUUGUAAAUGUGUCUCCAUUGGUACUAAUUCACGAUUUAUUAUUUGAACAAAGCAAAAAUUUGACUACAAUAUUUGGACUUUACAAGAACAGACAGAUACGUAUAGAUUCUUACAUACAUGCAAACAUUUAUACAUGCAUACAUACAGUACAUGCAGUCCUUGUAAUAAUAGAAUGUCUUGUGUAUUGCUCUAUGACAGUGUUCCUUUUUGUAUGAAUUUGGAUGGUUGAAGAUUUGUAAAUGUACCAAUUUGCGGUGUUUAUAUGUGGAAAAAGUUGAACAUGUUUUUAUGAGAUAGUAUGUAAUAAACUAUUGAUACA